Molecule: messenger RNA, 465 nt
Organism: Cantharellus anzutake
Lineage: Eukaryota; Fungi; Basidiomycota; Agaricomycetes; Cantharellales; Hydnaceae
Product: ribonuclease III domain-containing protein
Exons: 3
Biological process (GO): rRNA processing; regulation of gene expression; primary miRNA processing
Cellular component (GO): nucleus
Molecular function (GO): double-stranded RNA binding; ribonuclease III activity
Source: RefSeq, a predicted model, not a curated record
AGCAUCCCGUCCUUACCAAUUUUAAGAGAUUCUACGAUCUCCAACCGCGUAUUCACAGACAAAUCAUUUUUGGGGAAGCCUCAUUCAAGCUUCGAGGAUGAUGCAGAUGUCUUCCCGGACAACGAGACGUUUGAGCAUCUGGGAGACGCUAUCUUGGGCUAUUGUGUCACAAAACUCAUCAGAAGCGUUUAUCCCAAACUGAACCCUGGCGGUGCAACCAUUGUGCGUUCUCGCAUCGUGGAGAACAGAAAUUUAGCCGCAAUAGCCAAAGCAUACCACAUGGACGAACGGCUCACAGUGAGCACCGCACAACCUUCUAUUAAGAACCACGAUCGAGCAUUGGCUAGAGCCAUCGAGGCCUUCGUAGGUGGAUUGCAUGAGGAGCAAGGUCUAGCCGCCGUGGAAACCUGGAUUCGGGCAUUGUUUUUGCCAUUCGUGCGAACCGAAUACGAAAUCCUUCGUGAG